This is a messenger RNA of Helianthus annuus (common sunflower), 2163 nucleotides long. RefSeq names its product pentatricopeptide repeat-containing protein At1g63330. NCBI's taxonomy places the organism in Eukaryota, Viridiplantae, Streptophyta, Magnoliopsida, Asterales, Asteraceae. The record is from RefSeq and is a predicted model, not a curated record. Bases 143 to 1987 code for a protein of 614 amino acids. Gene Ontology annotation, molecular function: protein binding. The transcript has a single exon.
AAUACAGCAAUCUUCUUGAGGGCUUUUAAGGCAUCAAUAAAGCGAUCUUCAUCCAAGUGUCCAACCAAAAUGUGUGUUACUGUUAGGUUGAAGCAAUAAACAUCGAUUCUGCUUUCUCUGUUGUUGUUGGAGACUUCAGACGAUGAUAAUUUCUCAUCUUCGUGCUUUCAUAAAAUUCAAAGGUGACUCCUUUCUUCUUCCUUCACAAAACCCUCUUUCUUCUUCACGAUUCAGUCCUCACGCCGCCCUUUUAGCUUCUCUUCUCCACUCCAAUUCCUUUUCAAAUAAUGGGGAUCGUCCUCUGUCUAGGUAUCAAAAAGUUGCCAACUUGGAUGAUGCCUUUAACCUGUUCGAUGAAAUGACACAGAGACGACCCCUCCCAUCUGUUGUCAAGUUUAAUCAACUGUUGAAUGCUGUUGCCAAAAUGAACCAUUUUUCUUGCUCUCUUGACCUUUUUAAACAAAUGUGUCUCAUUGGAGUGCCUGUUAACGAGUACUCUAUGAGUAUCGCAAUCAAGUGUUGUUGUCAGAUGUCUCGCACCAAUGACGGUUUCGCCCUCCUAGCUUCUUGCUUCAGGCGAGCUGUUGUCCCAAAUGUGUACAUAUUUAGUACACUCUUAGAUGGACUCGUCAUAGAAGAUAGGAUUCUUGAGGCAGAGAAUUUUUUUAAGAAGCUCAUCAAACAGAAACUAUGUGAACCUGAUGUAGUUAUGUAUUCCACUAUGAUCAAAGGGCUUUGCAAGUUUGGUAAUAAUGAUAUUGCCAUUGGUUUGCUUAGGCUCAUGGAUGAAAGAGGCUGUAAGCCUAAUGUUGUUAUAUAUAGCACCAUCAUUGAUAGUCUCUGCAAGGACAAACUGAUAGAGGAUGCUUUCAAGCUUUUCAAAGAAAUGGUAUUUGCAAAAGGCAUUCAACCAGAUGUCAUCACAUACAACUCUUUGAUUCAUGGUCUUUGUAACUUAUGUCGUUGGGACGAGGUCUCUAAGCUGCUAAAAGAAAUGGAGGAGGAUCUAAGGAUCUCUCCUGAUUUGCAUACCUUUAGCAUAUUAGUUGAUGCACUUUGCAAGGAAGGUAGGGUGGAUGAAGCGGAGGCUGUAAUAGACAUCAUGGUUGAGAGACGUGUGGUUCCUGACAUAGUGACAUACAAUACACUUAUAGACGGUUACUGUCUGCGAGGUGAAAUGACCAAAGCAAGGACACUUUUUGAUUCACUUACUUCUAAAGGUUUCGUCCCUAAUGUUGUUACGUAUAGCAGUUUACUGAAUGGGUAUUGCAGGAGUUUGAAAAUAGAAGAGGCCAUGCAUUUGUUUCAUGAGAUGACAAGAAAAGGUUUGAAACCUUGUAUCGUCACUUACAGCACCAUGUUACAGGGUUUGUUUCGGGUCGGACGUUGUGGAGCUGCACGCAAAUUCUUUGAUGAGAUGCAAGCACAAGGCCUUAUUCCAGAUGAAUGCACUUACGGAAUAAUAUUAGAUGGCUUUUGCAACAACCAUCAAGUUGAAGAGGCGCUCUCUUUGUUUCAUCUGGUUGGUGAUAGCAAGCUAAAUUAUAAUAUCGUGGUGUACAAUAUUCUUAUUGAUGGUAUGAGCAAAUGUGGGAAGCUUGAUAUUGCAAGGGAUCUUUUCCAAGACCUAACUCUAAAAGGUUUGCAACCUGAUGUUCGGACAUAUACUGUGAUGGUUAGUGGCUUGUGUGGGGAAGGUUUACUAAAGGAAGCAAAUCACUUGUUUCGUAAAAUGGGUGAGAGUGGCUGCCCACCAGAUGGUGUUACUUACAAUGUUCUUCUCCAGGGAUAUCUUAAGAAGCAGAAUUACGAUGAUGUUGAGAUGCUUUUACAGGAAAUGGAUGGAAGAAGGUACUCACUUGAUGCUUCAACUUUAUCGAUGUUGAUUGAUGAAAUCGCAGCUGGUUCAGUAGAUAGAAGUAUGCUUAAAUUGAUAGGUAAGCUUGUCCCAAAAGAAAUGAUGGAUACUACUGCAGUGCCUAGAUAACAAUCUGGGAGAGAGACUAAAAUCGGAAAUUUGUAUCGAAUUACUUGUGGUAUAUUCUAUCUAAUGAGUUUAUUGUUCAACAUAUUUGUAUUUUUAAUACUAGCAGUCACAUUUCAUCGACUUUAAGUAUGAAUUCCGGUUUGAUAUCUACAAAGUGGAUAUGACAGCGUUGAUCA